Messenger RNA from Hipposideros armiger (great roundleaf bat), 3054 nucleotides. RefSeq names its product adaptor related protein complex 3 subunit beta 2 (gene AP3B2). NCBI's taxonomy places the organism in Eukaryota, Metazoa, Chordata, Mammalia, Chiroptera, Hipposideridae. Gene Ontology annotation, biological process: vesicle-mediated transport; intracellular protein transport. The record is from RefSeq and is a predicted model, not a curated record. The transcript has 22 exons. The coding region runs from base 1 to 2718 and encodes 905 amino acids. Gene Ontology annotation, cellular component: membrane coat; AP-3 adaptor complex.
AUGUCGGCCGCCCCUGCCUACAGCGAGGACAAGGGCAGCUCCGCGGGCCCCGGGGAGCCCGAGUACGGCCACGACCCGGCGAGUGGUGGCAUCUUUUCCUCCGACUACAAGCGGCAUGAUGACCUGAAGGAGAUGCUGGAUAGCAACAAGGAUUCCCUCAAGCUGGAGGCCAUGAAGAGGAUCGUGGCGAUGAUAGCCCGGGGAAAGAACGCCUCAGACCUGUUUCCCGCUGUGGUGAAGAACGUGGCCUGUAAGAACAUAGAGGUGAAGAAGCUUGUUUACGUGUACCUGGUGCGCUACGCUGAGGAGCAGCAAGACCUGGCCCUGCUGUCCAUCUCCACCUUCCAGCGUGGCCUAAAGGACCCCAACCAGCUGAUUCGGGCCAGUGCCCUCCGCGUCCUCUCUAGCAUCCGCGUGCCCAUCAUAGUGCCCAUCAUGAUGCUGGCCAUCAAGGAAGCUGCCUCGGACAUGUCACCCUACGUGCGGAAAACAGCUGCCCAUGCCAUCCCUAAACUCUACAGGUAUGCCCCAGCCCUGCCCUUCACGCCUCCGGAGCGUGGCUCCCCAGCUCCCAGCCCACCCCUGGCUCCUUCCAGUGAGGUGCAGUAUGUCGUACUCCAGAAUGUGGCCACCAUGUCCAUCAAACGCCGGGGGAUGUUUGAGCCCUACCUGAAGAGCUUCUACAUCAGGUCUACCGACCCCACCCAGAUCAAGGUCCUGAAGCUGGAAGUGUUGACCAACCUGGCCAACGAGACCAACAUCCCCACGGUCCUGCGGGAAUUCCAGACCUACAUUCGCAGCAUGGACAAGGACUUUGUGGCAGCCACGAUCCAGGCCAUUGGACGCUGUGCAACUAACAUAGGCCGAGUCCGGGACACCUGCCUCAACGGCCUGGUGCAGUUGCUGUCCAACCGUGAUGAGCUGGUGGUCGCAGAGUCUGUGGUCGUCAUUAAGAAGCUGUUACAGAUGCAGCCGGCACAGCACGGAGAGAUCAUCAAACACUUGGCAAAGCUCACAGACAAUAUCCAGGUGCCCAUGGCCCGAGCCAGCAUCCUGUGGCUCAUUGGAGAGUACUGUGAGCAUGUCCCCAAGAUUGCACCUGACGUCCUGAGAAAAAUGGCCAAGUCCUUCACAGCAGAGGAAGAUAUUGUCAAGCUGCAAGUCAUCAACUUGGCGGCCAAACUCUACCUGACUAACUCUAAGCAGGUAAAGAUUGACAGAUGCCCCCUAAAGCACUGCUCCCCAGAAAUGGUCCAGGCUGUGUUCUGUGGGCCCGCACCAGUCCCAAGGCAAUGCCUCACUGCCACCCUGUCCCCAGACCGGGACCACUUCCAGCUGGGCUCCCUGUCCCACCUGCUCAAUGCCAAGGCCACAGGCUACCAGGAGCUCCCAGACUGGCCAGAAGAAGCCCCAGACCCAUCUGUGCGCAAUGUGGAGGUACCUGAAUGGACCAAGUGCUCAAACCGGGAGAAGAGGAAGGAGAAGGAGAAACCCUUCUAUUCAGACUCUGAGGGGGAGUCAGGCCCCACAGAGUCUGCAGACAGCGAACCCGAGUCCGAGAGUGAAUCGGACAGCAAGAGCAGCAGUGAGAGCGGCUCCGGGGAGUCGAGCAGCGAGUCCGACAAUGAAGACGAGGAUGAGGAGAAGGGAAGGAGCAGUGAGAGUGGGCAGAGUGAGGAGGAAGGUGAAAAGAGGAAGAUGAAGAAGAGGAAGAAGGCGCCAGAAGGACAAGGAGAAGGGUCAUCCUCAGAGGAGGGCAGCGACUCCAGCAGUAGCUCAUCAGAGUCUGACAUGUCGUCAGAGACCGAGGAGGAGCCAGUGGAACCUGCCUCCUGGAGGAAAAAGACACCUCGCAGUAGCAAAAGUGCCCCUGCAGCCAAGGAGAUCUCUCUGCUUGACCUAGAGGACUUCACCCCUCCCAGUGUCCAGCCUGUGUCUCCCCCCACGGUUGUGUCCACCAGUCUGGCUGCUGACCUGGAGGGCCUGACACUCACAGACUCCCCGCUGGUGCCCUCGCUGCUGAGCCCAGUGUCGGGUGUCAGGAGGCAGGAACUGUUGCACCGCGUAGCUGGAGAGGGGCUAGCUGUGGACUACACCUUCAGCCGCCAGCCUUUCCCCGGGGACCCCCACAUGGUGUCUGUGCACAUCCACUUCUCCAACAGCUCUGAUAGCCCCAUCAAGGGCCUGCAUGUGGGCACUCCCAAACUGCCAGCUGGCAUCAGCAUCCAGGAAUUUCCUGAAAUUGAGUCCCUGGCACCUGGAGAGUCUGCCACUGCUGUCAUGGGCAUUAAUUUCUGUGACUCAACCCAGGUGGCCAACUUCCAGCUGUGCACCCAAACACGACAGUUCUACGUCUCCAUUCAGCCACCUGUUGGGGAGCUGAUGGCCCCCGUGUUCGUGAGUGAGAAUGAGUUCAAGAAGGAACAGGGGAAGCUGAUGGGCAUGAACGAGAUCACAGAGAAGCUGACGCUGCCGGACACGUGUCGAAGUGACCACAUUGUGGUACAGAAAGUGACCGCCACUGCCAACCUGGGCCGUGUCCCUUGUGGGACGUCUGAUGAGUACAGGUUUGCAGGGAGGACGUUGGCCAGCGGGAGCCUGGUCCUGCUGACCCUGGAUGCACGGCCCGCUGGACCUGCCCAGCUGACAGUCAACAGCGAAAAGAUGGUGAUUGGCACCAUGCUGGUGAAGGACGUGGUACAGGCCCUGACCCAGUGAUGCCCAAGUGCUGUAACUUCUUUGACCCCCACUUGUCCCUCCCUUGUGACAUCUGGGCUGUUCGCCCCGUUCUCUCUCUCUCUCUCUCUCUCUCUCUCUCUCUCUCUCUCUCUCUCUCUCUCACUCACACACACACACACACACACCCAUGUCAGGUAGCAUCCAGGGGUUCCUUCCUCCCUCUGGUCAUUAUCGGGCUUCCUCCCAGUUUCCCUCCUCAUGGGGUCCUUAGUGAAUUUAGUGUGCAGACGGAGAUAGCAGCCCCUCCCCAUCAGUCUUCCCAGCUUUAUGUAGCUAUUUAUGUAGUAAAAUCUCAAUAAAUGUCUUCUCCCUUGA